AUGAUGGCGAUGAUGAUGACUGGCCGUGUGCUGCUGCUGGUGUGUGCCCUCUGCGUGCUGUGGUGCGGUGCCGGCGGUUGCGCUGAGAAUGAUGCGGAGGUGGUGGAGAUUCCUGCCGGUGGUAAAGGUGCGGUGGGGUCGACUGGAACUUCAGUGCCAGGUCCAGGCGUCUCAGUUUUAAGAAUAGAUGUGCCCAAUGUUAAUCAAUCAAAAGAAACAUCUGCAGUAAAAUCUUUUGAAGGAAACGAAGUUAAAACUGAUCAACAGGAUGUUGUUAAUGGAGUGGAGGAUGAAAAAAAUAAUAACUCUUCAGAGCAUUUAGAAGAAACUAUGGAAGAUGGUCCAGGAAAAGAAAGAACAGAGCCGCCAUUACAAAACGUAGGACAAGAAGAAAUACAGCCGCCACAAUUGCAAGUGAAUUUGCCACAGAAAGCGCAGCCACAACCGCAACAGUCACAACCGCUACCGCCAUCAGCGCCUCAGCCACACAUUUCCGCUUCAGAAGAGGGUAAAGGCGUUGGCGAGAACAAUACGGGUGGAGAAGGUCAGCCCUCAUUGGGAGUACAAGAUAUUGGAAACGCGGCUCCAAAGAACCCCAGAAAAGAAGACUUAUUAGAGGGUCCAGGUAAGGAAUCAGAAAGCAGUGAACAGGUUCAAACGACAGUGCCAAACACAGUAACGCCGGAGCACAAAACCCAAAAUGAGAUGUUAACUCCGGAACAAAAGACCAAUGAAGGCCAAAGCACGGAUACAUCCACGAACAUACCCGAACUACAAAAGGAAAAUAAGAAAUACCCUGCCUUUGCAGAAGUUACGGCGCAGAGUACAUCAACUGGCAGUCAAGAAAAAGAAGCUGAGCCAUCUACAAGCGAAGAACCUUCUCCUCUUGAGGAGGAACAAUCCACAGGGACGAAGACAAACGAGGAUGCUCGAACUCCGGAUGCUGCAGCGACAGAAAAACGCCAAAAUGGCGAUAAUGAAAAGGUUGGCGACAGUGACGGCAGCACCGCGGUCUCCCACACCACCUCCCCUCUUUUGCUUCUUCUUGUUGUAUGUGCGGCUGCUGCUGCGGUGGUGGCCGCGUGA
Molecule: messenger RNA, 1086 nt
Organism: Trypanosoma cruzi
Lineage: Eukaryota; Euglenozoa; Kinetoplastea; Trypanosomatida; Trypanosomatidae
Product: mucin-associated surface protein (MASP), putative
Exons: 1
Coding region: 1-1086 (361 amino acids)
Source: RefSeq, a predicted model, not a curated record